UACUCCAUGUCAGAUUCCAACACAACCGACUUCACCAACCCUUCCACCUUCAUCCUGCUGGGCAUUCCUGGCCUGGAGGCAGCCCACGUCUGGAUCUCCAUCCCCUUCUGCACCAUAUACAUCAUAGCCAUGUUGGGGAACUUCACCAUCCUGUUAAUUGUAAAGAUGGAGCCAAAACUCCAUGUGCCCAUGUACUAUUUCCUCUGUAUGCUGGCCGUUGCUGACCUGGUCCUGUCUACAUCCACCCUACCCAAGAUGCUGAGCAUCUUCUGGUUCAAUUCCAGGGAGAUUGAUUUCAGUGCCUGCCUCACCCAAAUGUAUUUCAUUCACUGUGUCUCAGUGAUGGAGUCUGGGAUCUUCGUGGCCAUGGCUUUGGAUCGCUAUGUGGCCAUCUGCGAUCCCCUGAGACAUUCCACCAUCCUGACAAGCCCCGUGGUUGCCAAGAUCGGCCUGGCCGUAGUGCUGCGCGGCGGCAUGCUUGUACUGCCCUAUCCCUUCCUAGUGAGGCGGUGGCCAUAUUGCAGAACCAACAUCAUCCCCCACACAUACUGUGAGCACAUGGCCAUAGCAAAUCUGGCCUGUGCUGACAUCCGUGUCAGUAGUUACUACGGCCUCUUUCUGGCCUUCUUUCUGUCCAGUCUGGAUGUAUUUUUUAUUGCCUUGUCCUAUACCCAGAUCCUCAGGGCCAUCUUUAGCAUCCCCACAAAGGACGCCCGGCUCAAGACUUUUGGGACCUGCGGCUCCCACCUCUGUGUCAUCUUAGGCUCUUACAUCCCAGCUCUUUUCUCCUUCCUCACGCACCGAUUUGGACACAAUGUGCCCCUGCAUUUCCACAUUCUCAUGGCCAACAUGUACCUUCUGGUGCCCCCCAUGCUGAACCCCAUCAUAUACGGGGUGAGGACCAAACAGAUCCGGGACAGGCUGCUCCGGCUCUUUAUGAUAAAGGGACCUAAAGUUUUCUCCUGA
Mauremys mutica (yellowpond turtle) is the source of this 966-nucleotide messenger RNA. Its product is annotated as olfactory receptor 52R1-like. The record is from RefSeq and is a predicted model, not a curated record. NCBI's taxonomy places the organism in Eukaryota, Metazoa, Chordata, Testudines, Geoemydidae. The coding region runs from base 7 to 966 and encodes 319 amino acids. The transcript has a single exon. Gene Ontology annotation, biological process: G protein-coupled receptor signaling pathway. Gene Ontology annotation, molecular function: G protein-coupled receptor activity; olfactory receptor activity. Gene Ontology annotation, cellular component: membrane.